CUUCAAGCACCUCAAACUCAAUACAUGUGAAGUCUAAACAACUGCUUUGGGUUCAGGUGACACAAUAAUUUAGGAGGUUCUAAGACACCAAAAGAGAAGCAAGGAUAUGGGGAAAAGUUGGCAUUGUGUUGUGUCAAUCUAUCUACUUUCCAUCUGCCAACCAGAUAAAGCAUAUCAAUAUUGGAUUAACAUCUGACAGGGUUCCUCUCCUUCUGAUAUUGAUAUUCCCACCCAUAAGAAUCACAAAUAUUUUUCCUUUCUUGGGCUCUGCUAUUACAUUUCUUUAGGAUCCCCCUGCUUAUUCUGGCCCUUCUUUUCCUAUACACCCCAAAAUUUAUGAGCCAUGAGUUUUGUGUUUUUCUUCAUCAUUUAUUCAUUUAAUUAUUUCGUCAAGGACGUAUUAGAUAACAGAUAUAAGUAUAGAUAUAUAUAUAUUCUGUUACUGACGUCUUAUAAUCAAAAGAUUAUUAGUGUGAUGGAAUGCAGUAAGGUAGUUGAUUCUCAGGAGGGAGGGGUGACAUUCCAGAACAGCAAGAGACAACUCAGUCCUGGUAUUACAUAUGAAAGAGGUUGAAAACAGCUCCUCCAUGGUACAUUGUAGGUUCAUAUAGUAGUGUUCUUGCAAGAUUUUAUCUAUAGAUGUGAACCAAUAAAGAAUUCAGCUACAAAGAAUCACCAUUCUUUAUCGUUGGGUUGGUCAAUCAGCUUGAUGUUUUUGGUUACCAAGCUUGGUCUACCUUGAAGGGCUGGCCCCUAACUGUUUGAGAAGAUCGAUUCAAGUUUUAGAAGAAUCGAAUAAACUUUUGUUCACAGAAUGAGUUCCCCGAAGAACCAGUGUUGCUGGUAAACAAAUUAACAAGUCAACGUCUUUAAUUAAGAUGGGAAUUGCAACAGAAGGAACAUACAAGAAAACCUUUAAAGACAUGGGCAUGCAUUUUUCAAUUUAGAAAAAUGGGAGGUUUCCUAGAAAAAGGGGAAAGGGUUCGGAAAAGAUACCUCUCCUUCCCACUUUGAUCUGCGGUACUAUUUACUUUGUUUCUCCAAUAACUCUUUCCUCCACUGAUAGUUGUAGACUUUCUUACUAGAGUUUUCUAGAAUGUAAAUUUAACAGUUCUCCCAAUUAUUCUGGGUUUUUUUUUCAUCUUGUCGAUCACGACAACUUUAAAAGGAAUUAUUAUUUUUUUUAAUGUUUUUGAGGGAAAGGUUGGACGCAUCAGACCUUUUCCUAUUCUUCUAAAGACUUUGAUCCAGAAAUAACUCAUAAUGGAAUGGCAGAAAUAUUGAACCAGACAGUUUCAGUAACCGAGUUCAUUCUUGUAGGCUUCACCCAUAUCCGUUGGCUUCAGAUCCUUCUCUUUUGGGUCCUCUUUCUCACGUAUCUUCUGACCAUCAUGGGAAACCUUCUCAUCAUCUACAUCACUCUGAUUGACCAUCGCCUCCAUACCCCCAUGUAUUUUUUCCUCCGGAAUUUUUCUGUCUUGGAAAUAGGAUUUAUCUCUUCUACCAUCCCGAAGGCUUUGCUAAACUUGGCCUCAGGCAACAGCACCAUUUCUCUGGCGGGCUGCUUCACGCAGGCCUUUUUCUAUUUUAUUUUGGGCACCGCUGAGUUCUUCAUUCUGGCCACCAUGUCCUUCGACCGCUACGUAGCCAUCUGCAAUCCCCUACGGUACACGGUUAUUAUGAACAAUCAGUUGUGUACGCGGUUAGUAGUGGGCUCUUGGCUGAUCAGUUUCCUUUAUAUCAUAAUGCCCCUGAUUCUGUUAUUUCGUCUGCCCUUCUGUGGUCCAAAUGUCAUCAAUCACUUCUUCUGUGACAACAUACCACUGAUCAAGCUGGCCUGCACCGACACCCAAUUUCUGGAACUGAUGGAUUUUCUCAUGUCCACCUUUAUGGUGCUGGGGUCUCUGGCUGUCACAAUCGUUUCCUACAUUAAAAUCGUUGCAGCUGUCCUGCACAUCCAUUCCGAGGAGGGCAGGCAAAAGGCUUUCUCCACUUGUGCAUCUCACAUUGUGGUGGUUUUCAUCACCUACGGGAGCUGCAUUUUCAUGUACGUCAAGCCCAUGCAAAGCGGGGGGGUGGACCUCAGCAAGACGGUAGGUGUCCUGAACAACGUGGUCUCCCCUUUGCUCAACCCCUUCAUUUACAGCCUGAGGAACAGGCAGGUGAAAACAGCGUUGAAGGAUGCUUGUGGAUGGAGACGAGAAUAGCUUUGAAGGAUGCUUGUGGAUGGAGAGGAAAACAGCCUUGAAGGAUGCUUGUGGAUGGAAAUAAAAACAGCUUUGAAGGUUGCUUGUGGAUGGAGAU
Pantherophis guttatus is the source of this 2304-nucleotide messenger RNA. RefSeq names its product olfactory receptor 6E1-like. Gene Ontology annotation, biological process: G protein-coupled receptor signaling pathway. Gene Ontology annotation, cellular component: membrane. NCBI's taxonomy places the organism in Eukaryota, Metazoa, Chordata, Lepidosauria, Squamata, Colubridae. Gene Ontology annotation, molecular function: G protein-coupled receptor activity; olfactory receptor activity. The record is from RefSeq and is a predicted model, not a curated record.